Molecule: messenger RNA, 870 nt
Organism: Suillus bovinus
Lineage: Eukaryota; Fungi; Basidiomycota; Agaricomycetes; Boletales; Suillaceae
Exons: 2
Coding region: 1-870 (289 amino acids)
Source: RefSeq, a predicted model, not a curated record
AUGAACAGGGAAUUAGAUGGGCGAAAUUACGUAACUUCUAUUAUUGGCACUCGCAUUCGAUUCAUUCUUGAAUCCGUCGGCAACCCUCAAAUGGUUGCCAUUCAUGCGUUGUGGUACAUCUCUAAGAUUGUCAUGGCAGAAAUAGGCGAAGGGAAUGAUUUCCUAGGAGUAUCGAUCUUUAACCAUCUCCACUGUUGUGGUGCGGCCACUUUCGACGAGCUUCUCUUCUCCGCUUUUGUCGUCGUUGCAAGGCUGGCCGAUAAACUGAUCAACGACACUGGCCUCCCGAGUAAGACUUGGGUCAAGACAACCGCAAUUCCUUCCUCUACCCUCACCAAGGUUGAAAUGACCGCACUGGCAUCCCUCGGCUAUCUCGGGUACAUCCCCAGUUCUUCAUGGCAUAGCUGGGUGCUUGGGCUUCGCGUCUCCUCUAGCCAACUUCCCAGCAAUAAAAGCGUCGUCAUAUUUCGUGUUCUUGAUGAUGUGCUUGCCGUCAAUAAAGCUGUAGAUGUCAAUACGACUUUCAUUCGCUACCGCGGCCGAAAGAAACAAAUUGCUGCGCCCCGCCAGGACCCUCUGAUGAUCCACGUACCCACUCCGGUCAAACCCCAGAACCGUCUCCCGGACCCUAGUGACUGGUGUCCUGAGGCAGACCCCGUCGUCAAUAAGAAUCCCCGUACGAUGGGUAUUGCCCCAGGCAGUCACAAUUUUGCACCAGAAUCGAGGCAACCUACAACAGCGUUAGAUUUACUGGAAUUCAUUACCCAAGGGACCUGGGGUGCCGCAGUUGGGGGUCCUUUGAGCACUAUUGGUGCACAUUUGGUCCAUUCUGUAGGUCGUUAUGGCCCUUGCCAGACCACUCUUGGGUGA